UUGACAUUUCAGUGGAUCAAUAAUACAGAAAUUCUGUGUUGCGAUUUUUAUUAAAAAUCUACAUUUAACUGUGUAUUUGAGGGGCGUUGGUUUUCCAAAUCGAUACGGAAACAGUUCACCACCAUGGCAGACCCCUGGGUGAUACAGCCCCACGAGCACUCCAAGUUUGCGGACCACUUCCGGAACCUGGGGCCCAUAAAUGGCACGCUGACUGGGGAGCAGGCCAAGAGGUUCAUGCUGCAGUCCCAACUGCCUCCACCAGUUCUUGGUCAGAUCUGGUCUCUCGCUGACACCAAUGCUGACGGGAAACUUGACCUUAAGGAGUUUUCUAUUGCAUGCAAGAUAAUAAACCUCAAACUACAUGGUAUAGAAAUACCAAAGACCUUGCCUCCGUCUCUACUUGCAUCAUUAAGUCCAGGUGUCAAACAACAGUUCCCACCACCGAAACCACCUAUACCACCCAUGCCAAACAUGAACCAACCCCUCAUAUCCAAUCUACCCCAAGUUACCCCCCAAAUACCCCCGCAACCCACCCAAAAUCUUUUGGGAGAUUUUAACACACCCUCUAUACCAGCAAAACCUCCAGUACCUGAUUUGAUAUCAGGAGUGAAACCCCCUAUACCAGCGCAACCAAUGAUGCCAACCAACCAGUUGAUCAACCAACCGAUAACAUCUCAACCGUUGAUAAACCAAAUCAACCAACCACUAUCCAAUAUAAAUCAACCAUUGACUUUAAUGCAACCGAUGAAUACAACACAAAAUCUAAUAAACACAACACAAAAUCAACCUUUGACGUCAACUUUAAUCAACUCGUCCCCACCGCAGUUGAUCAACACUCAACCGAAUCAAUUCAAUUCUCAAACGAAUUUGAUCAACUCUCCCCCCCAUCAGAUCAACUCGUCUCAACCGUUGGUAGGUAUUAAUCAACCACUAGUAGGAUCUCCACUAGUGCCUAGUUCCCCUCCUCAAAUGCCUUCAAUACCUACUGGUACCACUAUAGCCUCAGUCGUCAGUCCUCCUAAACCUGGAGUGACCAGUAUAGCAGGUUCGAUGCCCGGUCAACCAGUGACAUCAACUCCCAUCACGGCUGUCAAAAGUGACUCGUUUUCAAAACCAGGCUCACUGGUCACAAGUCCUACAGAGAUGCCUAUGGGGGUGGUCAGUCCACCCCCUGCCGUAGAGUGGGGGAUCCCACAGCCGCAAAAACUCAAGUACACUCAACUGUUCAACGCGACGGACCGUGCCAAAACCGGCUCGGUGUCAGGUGCCCAGGCUCGCUCCAUCAUGCUGCAGUCGCGUCUCCCGCAGCAGACCCUGGCCCAAAUAUGGGCAUUAGCUGACCUGGACUCUGAUGGGAAACUUGGCUGUGAAGAAUUCGUCCUGGCGAUGUAUUUGUGCGAGAGGGCCACUCAGGGGGAGGCUCCCCCUGCCAAACUCCCCGUUGAGCUCAUCCCCCCUACUUUUAGACGCGACUCAGUGUCGAGUAUCGGCAGCAACAAGUCGUACGAAGAGAGACGGAGGGAGAACUUGGCGCGGGGACAGGCAGAGUUGGAGAGGAGACGCUCGCAACUUGCCGACGCGCAGAUGAAGGAGAAGGCGGAGAGAGAGCGCAAGGAGAGAGAGGAAGCGGAGAAGAAAGAGAAGUUGCGUCUCGAAGCGCAGAAGAAGGAACAAGAAGAGUUGCAACGGAAACAGAAAGAAGAACAGGAGAAACGCGAGGCGGCCAGAAAAGAGAUGGAGAGGCAAUGUCAAUUGGAGUGGGAGAAGAAGAGGACAAGGGAGCUGGAAGCCCUGCGCACGGAGGAGCAGACCAAGGUGCUGAGCCUCAAGUCAAGGAGCCAAGCUCUAUCCGCCGAGCUCAACUCGGCCACGCUCAGAGCUGGCAACUUGGCCAAGCAGAUCCGAGACACCAGGACCUCGGUCGCAGCCGCCAAGUGCACCAUCGACUCCAUGCGCUCUGACCGCGACACCAGUAUGUCAGAGAUGCAGCAACUGAAGGCGCGCGUAAAGGAACUGAACGCCAAACAAAUUGCCCUCAACAAGGAGAAGGCAGAACUGGACGCCAAGGCGAAAGCCUCCGAGGGUGCUGGCGAAGACGGGAAGCUGAGCAUGAUGGAGGUCACACUCAAACAGUUGAGGGACAAGGUGGAUGCAGCCAAAGCGGUGGUGGAAAGCAAGAAGGCGGACUUGGAAGCCAACAAGGCGCAGCUGGCAGAGAUGUCUGCCACGGUCAGCCAACUGAGCGACAAGUGUGAGACGGUGUGGAAGCUAUACGAGCAGCGACGAGACGAGUAUACCAGGAACAGGAGCACCGCGCCCGCUGACUCCGCCUGGCAAGCUAAUGCCGACUGGGGUACUUCGGACGAAGCAUGGGGUGCCUCUGAAGAACCCCCCGCCGCCGAAAGUGCUUGGGGAGAUGCUCCCUCUACUAACGCCACAGAAGUGGUGUCGACCACCACAGCGGUGACCACUAGCACGCCAAAGUGGCGCUGUGUCUACGAGUUCACCGCCAGGACUGCUGACGAGUUGAGCUUGCAGCCCGGCGACUUGGUGAGCGAGGCGACGGCACCCCGAGGGGACGCUGAGCCAGGCUGGAGAUGGGGCACUGCCAGAGGUCAGUCGGGCUGGUUCCCAGAGUCGUACGUGGAAGACAUCAAUACUAUACAGGCGUACGCAGAGGUCAUCGAACCGCUGGAGACUAAGACGCAACUCGAAGGUAUAGCAGAAGUACCAGAAGCAGAGAUUACCAACGACCUGGGUGGAGCGAUGCCUACUGUCGAAGGUGGUGACUUCUACAUAGCGGCGUACCCCUACGUGUCCUCGGAGUCGGGAGACCUGACCUUCGAGGCUGGCGAGAGGAUCGAGGUGAUGAGGAGGGACGGCGACUGGUGGACCGGCAGGAUCGGCAUACGCACGGGCAUAUUCCCGUCCAACUACGUCACAAAGGACGCGACGACCAGCGGUGACGUCAUGUCCGCCAUACCCGAGGCGCGCGAGCCGCCCGCCGAGCCGCAGGACACGUACGCCCAACCGCAGCCGCAGCCGCAACCGCAGCCAGAACCGCAGCCGCAACCUGAGCCGCAGAUACAACAAGAGAAGGCAAGCGUUGUCCACACUCAACCCGCCGCCGAGCCGAUGCCGACUUCGCCUCCCUACAACGCAGAACUUGUGCAGAUGCAACAAGACAAAACAAGCGUUGGACACAGCCAGCCAACGGCUGAGCCUACGCCAUCGCCGCCAUACCACGCUGAAAUUGUUCAGGAGCAAAAGUCCUCAACUCCUAUAUCAUCAGAGGUGGCAGCGAUCACCGAGUCAGCGGCCGCGCCCGGCGGGCCUCGCCCGGCCUCGUCGGCCCGCCGGGACUCUGGUCGGGACUCCGCCACUUCCAGGCGAAAACAUGAGGUCGCUCAGGCUUUGGCCAACUAUACGGCUACUAGCUCAGAGCAGCUGUCAUUGAUGAAGGGCCAGCUGCUGAUAGUUCGCAAGAAGGCGGACAGCGGCUGGUGGGAGGGCGAGCUGCAGGCUAAGGGCAGGAACAGGCAGAGCGGCUGGUUCCCCGCCAGCUAUGUCAAGUUACUACAAUCGUCCGGACGCACGUCGGGUCGCACCACGCCCGUCAUGUCUAAAAUGGACACCGUGCCUACUGAGACUGUCAUAGACAAGGUGAUAGCGCUGUACCCGUACGCGGCGCAGAACGCGGACGAGCUGAGCUUCGAGAAGGACGACAUCAUCGCCGUCACCGACCGCUCUCAGGACCCCGCCUGGUGGCAAGGAGAGCUGCGUGGGAUGACUGGUCUCUUCCCAAGCAACUAUGUCACUAAGUUAGUUAACUAAACAAUGGAUUUAGUUUAAAUAUACUUGGCUUCUCGAAAAAUAUAUAAUUAAGAUUAAUUAAAGUAGAACUUGCUCAUACAAAACCAUUGAUAACUUUAUUAAAAAAACCAAAAAAAUAAAUAGUUAUAUAUGUCGUAAAAA
This is a messenger RNA of Bicyclus anynana (squinting bush brown), 3975 nucleotides long. It is a transcript of the gene Dap160, whose product is annotated as intersectin-1. Lineage: Eukaryota; Metazoa; Arthropoda; Insecta; Lepidoptera; Nymphalidae. Gene Ontology annotation, biological process: endosomal transport; clathrin-dependent synaptic vesicle endocytosis. The record is from RefSeq and is a predicted model, not a curated record. The coding region runs from base 124 to 3834 and encodes 1236 amino acids. Gene Ontology annotation, cellular component: cytoplasm; plasma membrane; intracellular vesicle. The transcript is spliced from 28 exons. Gene Ontology annotation, molecular function: molecular adaptor activity; calcium ion binding; protein binding.